AUGACAGAAUCUUCAAGCUCCAAACUCCAAUGCCUGCAUCCCCUUCAAACCGUGUUUCCCGCCCCACAUCAUGGGAUCUCGGCACAGAUCAGCUCUCUGCGGAUGAACCCUAUCGAUUCAGGGAUGUACCUGCCUCCACAGCACCCGAGUGUGCCCAUGGACGGCCCAGUUCUGCCUUACACUUACCCCAUGACGCCCAUUGCCCUGCAGCCUGUGCUCUCAACGCUAAAACCCUUCCGGCAUUCCCACAGUGACCCAGACGAAAAACUCUCUGUGUCCCAAUUACAACCGGACACCAGCGGUCAGGAGCGCCGAGAUGGAUGUUUAGAUUGCCAGAAAUCUUACUUUACCUUCUCUAGCCUGAGCAAGCAGAGGAAUCUACACUGUGAGUGGCAAUGCAAGAAGUACUUCAGCUGUAAAUACUGCGAUAAAGAGUAUGUGAGUCUCGGAGCGCUGAAGAUGCACAUCCGAACGCACACGCUGCCUUGUGUAUGUAAGCUCUGCGGAAAGGCCUUCUCCAGGCCAUGGCUGCUUCAGGGACACAUUCGCACACACACGGGUGAGAAGCCGUUCUCCUGUCCGCACUGCAGUCGCGCAUUUGCUGACCGGUCAAACCUUCGAGCGCAUCUACAAACCCACUCUGAGAUCAAGAAAUAUCAGUGUAGAAGCUGUUUAAAGACCUUCUCCAGAAUAUCACUCCUGUCAAAACACGAGGAAGCAGGCUGCUGCCCGAUGUCAUGAACGGAUUAAUCUGAUAUACAGACCCACAUACACUGAAAGAUCAUAUGCUGAAUGCGACCGUAAAUAUUUUUCA
Molecule: messenger RNA, 814 nt
Organism: Triplophysa dalaica
Lineage: Eukaryota; Metazoa; Chordata; Actinopteri; Cypriniformes; Nemacheilidae
Gene: snai3
Product: snail family zinc finger 3
Exons: 2
Coding region: 1-741 (246 amino acids)
Biological process (GO): regulation of DNA-templated transcription
Molecular function (GO): DNA-binding transcription factor activity, RNA polymerase II-specific; RNA polymerase II cis-regulatory region sequence-specific DNA binding
Source: RefSeq, a predicted model, not a curated record